AAUCCAUGGUGUAACUCUCAAAACACUGACUUUCCUCUAAAACCCCUAAAAGAACCCUCAAAGCACCCAAACAAAAAAAAUGGGAUCUUUAGCACAUCAAUUUGUUGGAUUAAAGUGUUCACCAAUUUCAACAACAAGAAUUAUUCAAUCCAAUAAGAAUCUUGUAAAUCCCAUUAUUAUUCAUACAAAGCAAAAGAUUGUGUCUCGAACUGGGGCAGUGGCGACUACAAAUGCACAAACAAGAGAGAGAAUCAAGCUUAAGGAGAUGUUUGAAGAAGCUUAUGAAAGAUGCCGUACAGCUCCUAUGGAAGGUGUAGCUUUCACUGUUGAAGAUUUUCAUUCUGCCCUUGAAAAAUAUGAUUUUGACUCAGAAUUAGGUACCAAGGUCAAAGGGACAGUAUUUUCCGUAGAUGCCAAUGGAGCUUUAGUUGAAAUCACAGCGAAAUCAUCAGCAUACUUGCCCAUACAAGAGGCUUCAAUUUACAGCAUCAAGCAUGUGGAAGAAGCUGGAAUAUUUCCUGGUUUCAGAGACGAGUUUGUGGUUAUUGGUGAAAAUGAAGCUGAUGAUAGUGUGAUAUUGAGUUUGCGGUCAAUUCAAUAUGACCUGGCAUGGGAAAGGUGCAGACAACUUCAAGCUGAAGAUGUUGUUGUCAAAGGUAAGGUGGUUAGUGCGAAUAAAGGUGGAGUGGUGGCAUUGGUCGAGGGCCUUCGUGGGUUUAUUCCAUUCUCACAGAUAUUUUCGAAAUCAACUGCAGAGGAGCUUUUGGAGAAGGAACUUCCUCUGAAAUUUGUUGAGGUUGAUCAAGAGCAAACUAGACUUAUACUCAGCAACCGUAAGGCCAUGGCUGAUAGUCAGACACAGUUGGGAAUUGGGUCAGUUGUACUUGGAACUGUUCAGAGCUUGAAACCAUAUGGUGCCUUCAUCGACAUUGGUGGGGUCAAUGGCCUUCUUCAUGUCAGCCAGAUCAGUCAUGAUCGUGUGUCAGAUAUCGUGACCGUCCUUCAGCCUGGUGACACUCUGAAGGUCAUGAUAUUGAGCCAUGACCGUGAGAGAGGUAGAGUGAGCCUCUCUACAAAGAAGCUAGAACCUGCACCUGGUGACAUGAUUCGCAAUCCAAAGCUCGUCUUUGAGAAGGCUGAAGAGAUGGCUCAGACAUUCAGGCAGAGAAUUUCCCAAGCUGAAGCAAUGGCUCGUGCUGAUAUUCUGAAAUUCCAGCCUGAGAGCGGAUUGACUCUGAACUCCGAUGGGAUUUUAGGUCCGUUGACCUCGGAACUACCUGCAGAGGGACUGGAUUUGAGUGUAAUUUUUCCAGCUGAAGAGUCAUGAGCCAUAAUGAUACUACAUAUUUUUGAUCACUUAGUUGAGGAUAAUGUAUAAAUAUUGUUUGCAAGUACAGAGUUCUGUCAUCUAUGUUGAAAAUUCAUACACUUGAAUUUUGCGUCCGAUUCUUAAGUCCUUUCUUAUUUUUAAAUCACUUUUCGUUCCGUUGAUGAAAGAUAGAGAUCAGGCUUUCUAAAUGAGAUUGAGUGGAAUGAAAUAUGCUAUUUUGUUGCA
Molecule: messenger RNA, 1555 nt
Organism: Solanum tuberosum (potato)
Lineage: Eukaryota; Viridiplantae; Streptophyta; Magnoliopsida; Solanales; Solanaceae
Product: 30S ribosomal protein S1, chloroplastic-like
Exons: 7
Coding region: 80-1327 (415 amino acids)
Biological process (GO): translation
Cellular component (GO): chloroplast stroma
Molecular function (GO): mRNA binding; structural constituent of ribosome
Source: RefSeq, a predicted model, not a curated record